AUGUUGUGGAGAGACCACCAGUGCCCCUUCCCUCCCACCCCCAUCUCAUCUCUCCCAUCUCUUUCAGGCUUCUGCCGUUCCCCGCCGGUGAUGAUCGCUGGAGGCCGAGUGUUCGUCCUGCCCUGCAUCCAACAGAUCGAGAGGAUUUCCCUGAGCACCCUGACGCUGAACGUGAAGAGUGAGAAGGUGUACACCCGCCAUGGCGUUCCGAUUUCAGUCACAGGAAUCGCACAGGUGAAGAUCCAGGGGCAGAAUAAGGAGAUGCUGGCUGCCGCCUGCCAGAUGUUCCUGGGGAUGUCCGAGUCUGAGAUCUCACAGAUCGCCCUGGAGACACUGGAGGGCCACCAGAGGGCCAUCAUGGCUCACAUGACCGUGGAGGAGAUCUACAAAGACCGUAAGAAGUUUUCGGAGCAGGUGUUCAAAGUGGCUUCCUCUGACCUGGUCAACAUGGGCAUUGGCGUGGUCAGCUACACACUGAAGGACAUCCAUGAUGACCAGGGUUACCUGCACUCGUUGGGAAAAUCCCGCACGGCACAGGUGCAGCGGGACGCCCGGAUCGGAGAGGCCGAGGCCAAACGGGAUUCCGGCAUCAAGGAGGCAAGAGCUCAGCAGCAGAAGGUCUCGGCACAGUACGUGAACGAGAUUGAGGUGGCCAAGGCCCAACGCGACUUUGAGGUGAAGAAAGCCACCUACGACACGGAGGUGAACACCAGGAAGGCUCAGUCCGACCUGGCCUACCAGCUGCAGGUGGCCAAGACCAAGCAGCAGAUCGAGGAGGAGAAGAUGCAAGUGCAGGUGGUGGAGCGGGCCCAGCAGAUCCUACUGCAGGAACAAGAGAUCCUCCGUCGCGAGAAGGAGCUGGAGGCCCAGGUGAAGAAGCCGGCGGAGGCCGAGAGAUUCCGCCUGGAGAAGCUGGCCGAGGCUGGGAGGUUGAAGCUGAUCAUGGAGGCGGAAGCGGAUGCUGAGUCCAUACGAGUGAAGGGUGAGGCCGAAGCUUUCGCCAUUCAAGCCAAGGCCAUCGCUGAGGCCGAGCAGAUGAUCAAGAAGGCGGAGGCUUUCAAGGAGUACAAGGAUGCUGCCAUGGUGGACAUGAUCCUGGCCAAGCUGCCUGAGGUGGCCGCGGAGAUUAGCCAGCCCUUCUCCAAGGUGAAGAAGAUCACCAUGGUGAGCAGCGGGACUGGCGAGGUGGGAGCCGCCAAGAUGAGCGGUGAGAUCCUCGACAUCAUGACCAGGCUGCCCGAGACCAUUGAGAGACUGACUGGAGUUAACAUCUCGCAGGGAUCCAUGAGACCGGGCCGGAUGUCGUAAGAUGGAGACGGCGGCGAGGAUGGAACUAGCGGGAACGUGAGCGCAGCGGCUGUGCGUGCGAUUACCAGCGGCUCCCAUCCACGCGUAUAAACCCCCUUGUGCCACUGUUUAGUCUGCAUGUCUUCCCAUGUGGCACUGUAACCCUGUAAUCACUUAGUCAACACUUUGAAGGAAAGAAACCUAGCUGUAGAGUAGUCCCACUUAAGAUAUAGGAAUUAGAGUCGACCUUUCCAGCUAACUCCAUUUGAGCCGAACUCACCCCUUGAAAUCCUGUUCCAACUCCAGUUCAUUUUAUUGUCACGUGUACCGAGGUACAGCGACUGCAAGUAUCCCAGUCACCCUCUUGACUCCAAAACUCUGCCUCCACCGGAGGUUUGCGUAAUCAUUCAGCCUCGCAGGGUAGAGAAUGCCAAUGAGAAUCGAGAAGAAGCAUGCUGGAAAUCGGAAAUAACGAGACUAACAGGCCAGUCAGCAUCUGUAGAGAAUCAAGAUUGAAAGAUCAGGGAAACAUUUAACUUGUUUUUCUAUUUUCCCGUUC
Messenger RNA from Amblyraja radiata (thorny skate), 1846 nucleotides. RefSeq names its product flotillin-1-like. NCBI's taxonomy places the organism in Eukaryota, Metazoa, Chordata, Chondrichthyes, Rajiformes, Rajidae. The record is from RefSeq and is a predicted model, not a curated record. Gene Ontology annotation, biological process: positive regulation of cell-cell adhesion mediated by cadherin; protein kinase C signaling; protein localization to plasma membrane. The transcript is spliced from 11 exons. Gene Ontology annotation, molecular function: protease binding. Gene Ontology annotation, cellular component: plasma membrane; cytoplasmic vesicle; flotillin complex. The coding region runs from base 1 to 1308 and encodes 435 amino acids.